AUGGGCAACUUCACCAUCGUCAAUGGCCAAGUCUACACGCCAGGCCUGGCCAUCAUUGACGCCCCACAACCAAACACGCCGCUUGGAGGAGAAAACCUUCAGGUUGCGAUCGACGUCUCAGGGAAUGGCAAGCUCCCCUGGCCACCGUCCACGCAAUCCGCUGAUUCACCGACCCUCUUUCACAACAUCACCCUUUUCUUGACCUCCGAAACCCUAUCGCACAAUUUCACCAUCUCCAAUGGCACCGAGCCGGCGAAUAAUGGCACUGGCUAUGUUGGACCCGUGUUGGAUCAGGAACCUUCGUCCACAGUGAAGCAUGUCAACUGGGUCUGGCCUAAGUGCCUCGUUGGUGAUGGUACGAGCAGCGAUGGAUCGGCCCGCGGCGCGUACAACAUUUCCAUGCAUCAGUCUUUCCGCUGGAAUGGCAGCGACUAUUAUACGGUGUUUGACUUGCCCAUUUCGGUGACAAAUAGCAUCUCGGAGAGCGCCGAGCGGGUAGACUGCGCCUCCCUGGAGAACAAACUCCUCAACAUUGCAGAGGUUGAGAGGAGUUCCGACACGCUGCCAGGACAGCCAUGGGUUCAGGCGGGAGCGAGCACUGAAACUAGCACUGGGUCGAGCGCAUCGUCGACGAAGACGAGUGCCGCGGCGGGUGUGUUGAAGGACAAAAAGAAGUCAAUGAUGCUUCUUGCGACCGUCGGAACGGCCUUCAGCGUGUUCCUCCACGCGGCGCUGUGA
Penicillium subrubescens is the source of this 738-nucleotide messenger RNA. RefSeq lists its product as uncharacterized. The record is from RefSeq and is a predicted model, not a curated record. NCBI's taxonomy places the organism in Eukaryota, Fungi, Ascomycota, Eurotiomycetes, Eurotiales, Aspergillaceae. The transcript is spliced from 2 exons. Bases 1 to 738 code for a protein of 245 amino acids.